This is a messenger RNA of Cylindrotheca closterium, 1248 nucleotides long. Lineage: Eukaryota; Bacillariophyta; Bacillariophyceae; Bacillariales; Bacillariaceae. The record is from the annotation of a GenBank genome assembly.
AUGCUACUGCUGGUAGUAUUGCUGGUCAUCGCCUUAUUUUUCCUUUCCUAUCCCAAUGAAAGUCUUCAGCUACUGCCUUAUUCACUGGAAGACUUGCAACAAUCCAAUCCUUUUGGUCUAUCAGCAACUCCCAAAACAACAACCGAUUCUUCAUCAGAUGUGGAUGAUGGUAUGAAUCUUCUCUUGUACAUUACGACUCACUUCUCAGCACAGCAUUUACGAUAUUUUCAUUGCUGCUGGCCCAAAUUGGUUCAAGAAUCGCCAUUGAUAUCUUCGGCACAUGUGCUCAUUGUGGCAUCCAAUCAUACUCCGGUCGACAGUACCGAAUUGAACUAUCUGUCAAACCAAUUGUUUCAACACAAUCCAAGCUACCAAAUUCACUUUUUGGAUCAAUACAAUGAUAACAAUCCUUGCGAAAAGUUUCGAAAUGAAGUCCCCAAAGGAUCCAAUGCAAAUAAUAAUCCACUCAAACUGCCCGUCAAUUACAAACAAUGCAUGGCCAAUUUGGGUGUUAGAGCCGGAUUUGAACAUGGUUGGGUAUAUGGUUAUAGUAGUCAUGAUACCACCAACAGUGGUGGUGGUGGUGGCGCUAUUACGGGAGAAGAAUCAUUAUCCUCCAAACGACGACGACGACGACGAAUAUCCUAUGUACACUUUGACUGGAUGAUUCGGAUCAAUCCCGAUGUCUUGAUUCGAAAAUCCAAAUGGUUAUUGGAAACCAUGCGAGCAUCGAUGGAUGCACUGCCAAGAUCCGUCUUAUUGGAUACCACCACAACAUUAUUGUCCACCACAACAUCACCACCGCUGAUUGAAAAUAAUGCCACCUUGGCCAUUGUGGUACAUUGUGCUACCCGUCAAUUGCAUACGGAUUUCUUUGCUCUUCGUCCACAUCAUUGGGGGAAUCAUCACUAUUAUGCGAAUGAUGGUGAGAACAACAACAGUACUACAACUGCUAUUACUACUGCUACUACAACUACUACUACUACUACUGCCUUUUCGAAAAUGGGACGCAAGGGCAACAAGUGGAAUCAUGAACGAACCGCCUACAAGGAAAUGGCUCAUUUAUGGACCAAUGGCAACAGCAACAUCAAGUAUCUUCCAGAUGUGGAUCCCAGCGAAGGAUCUUGCAGGGUACGAGGGAAGAAUGCAUCCGUCUAUCACGUUCACGAUUCCUGUCAAGAAGAAGGAGGAGGAGGAGCUGACAUGGAAUGUUUGGCCUUGGAUGGAUGGGAUUUGAGCCAGUUGUAG